Molecule: messenger RNA, 682 nt
Organism: Venturia canescens
Lineage: Eukaryota; Metazoa; Arthropoda; Insecta; Hymenoptera; Ichneumonidae
Exons: 4
Coding region: 128-571 (147 amino acids)
Cellular component (GO): chitin-based extracellular matrix
Molecular function (GO): structural constituent of chitin-based larval cuticle
Source: RefSeq, a predicted model, not a curated record
AGCAGCUUUCGUGGGUAAACACAGUACGAAGCUGCUCGAGAGAGGAACGACGAUAGAAGUGCACGAUUUUCUUCAUUCCCUCCUCACUGCUCAUCUUUCCAUUGGCCAUUUGUGUGGAUAAUUCGGAAUGAAAGAAAUGAUUCACAAAGUAAUCACAGUUUUGUGGAUUUUGGAUUCCUCCAGUGGGCGAUUCAUUAAUUUCGAAAAUUUACCGACGCUCGAAUACCCGAAAAACAGCGAAAUCGAUGUUUUUAACCACGUCAAGGGGCGCAGAUUAUUCGAAGAUGAUACGAAAGAAAAUUGGAGGCUCGAGGCCCCCCGUGAGUCAGAAGCCGAGUGGUCCACGUACAGCGUUCGUGAGCCAAACGGUUUCGGUUCCUUUUCAUUCGGAUUCGACAACGUUUUCGACUCGGCUGGCAACGAACAUUUCAGAUCGGAGGAGCGAUUCGAAAACGGUACCGUUAUUGGCGGUUAUGGCUACACUGAUAAAGUCAACGAUCGAAUAAUUCGCGUCUCCUACAUCGCUGAUCAACGAGGUUACAGAGCGAGGACUCAAAUUUCACCACUUUAAGGACUCUGACAAUAAGCCUCCUGGAAUACCCGUACAUUUAUACACGGUAUCAAAUAUCUCAAAAAUGAGCUCGGUGAUCGUAGUCAAAUGAAAAAAGCAAUGUCGAUUUUG